CCUCAUGCACAUCCUCAUGCGCAUCCUUCUCCUUGUCAGGCCCGCCAAGCAGAUCUCGACACCAUUCCACUGCGCAAUGUGGCCUGGUGUGCUUACGGAUCUUCGCCAAACUUUCUUGUUGCAGGCGUGUUUGUGCAAUUGCAAAGGCGCUUAAUUCCGCCCCAUGCAUGUACCUUCGUAUCCAGCCUCCUGCGCGGCAAUGGAUAUGUUAAAACUCCGCACCCCCAGGAUGAGGAAUCCCGAUUACUUCAACAAAGUGCGUUAAAACUUUAUGAAUCCCCAUCGUCGCUACCAAUACAGUUGCAGCGAUGGAGAGCCUUCGACCAGGCUCAGAGCCAUCAGUCGCGCGAUCAUCUAGUCCUGCGCUUCGCCAGUAUCUUAGGCGAGCAAGCCCUGCUACAAACGAUGAUUCAAACCGGUCCACGAUCCAUUAUGUCCCUGCGCAAACGAGCGAUGAUAUCGAGCGCUCAAGUGUAAGAUCGUCAGUGGGUAAACAACAAACUCACAUUGGGUACGAGAAAUUCGACGCACCAAGUACGGAUGGUGGUCGUGCAGCCCAGCCACCUCAUGUGCUCUGGACCGGACUACCCGUGUACGCUCUCACCUGGGAGAUUUUGGGCAUUAUCAUUUCGAUACUGUUUCUGAUUCUAGGGGCAUUUGUUGCGAAGCUCAAAGAUCAGAAUGAGACAGAAUGGUCCAGAACUGUAAUCCAGGCAACUCGAGUUGCUCCCUCUAUAUGGCCGAUCCUGUUUUCUGGGGUUUUAGGAAACGCUGUUCGCCGGUUUGCCAAUUGGCGGGUUGAGCACGGUAUUCAGCUUCUGGCCUUAGAACAGUUGAUGGGUUCCCUCACCAUGGCUGGUUCUCUCAUAGCCAUAUUCACAUGGUGGAUCCUCAAGCCCGCUUCUCUCGUUCUUAUCCUCUUGUGGGCUUUCAAUCCUCUCGGCUCGCAGGCAUCAUUUCGAGCUGUUUAUCUCAGUGACGUCACCGAUGUUGGAACAGGCACAAUCUCUCAUUACGAUCCACGGCUUAGCCUCCAGAUGAACCUCACCGCAUGGUCCUAUAGAACGACUCGAUUAAGGCCUACGAUUCGCGCUCAAUACGAGGCCUUGCUUUACGACGUCAUUGCAAGCACCCAGUAUGCAGAUCCACAGAGUCCCACGUAUGAUAGCAUCAUCACGAAACUUGGGGGCGCACGAGUAGCUGGUGUGCAGUCCGCUAUGGACAUCUGGGGCAAUAUUCGUAUACCACAUCUAGAAUAUAUGGCAGGCUACAAUCCAUCGGAUCCCGCGGAGUGGGUUUCUGUACCGUGGACGGAAGCCGUUCAAAACUACAGCAGCUUGGCAGGCGAUCGAUUUGAAGGCGUCGAUCGAGCCGUAACAGGUAACACCACAUUUAACAUGUCCUCCAGCUAUCAAACGUUCAAUUGUGCGCCUUGGAUACGUCUCAAUGGUUCUCAGGCUAGGUCGUGGAUCUCGACAACGUUCGGUUAUAACGGAACGGUGCUGUGGAGCGGAAUAGCGGCAGUAAACAGAGGACACACUAAUCGACUCUUACCGCGAACAUACUUCGCGGCAUCGUCUGCGGGAAAAGUUUACAACAGAACAUAUCCAGGAUCACCACAGCUUAUCUUCGGAAACCGAAUCGCCUCGGAGGAGGGUCUUAACUACACCUCCUGUGACAGUAGGACAACUUAUGUUGACACGCAGGUCGAAUGUAGAUCGCAAGGCACGGGUGCCAAGUUGACGUGCGGCGUCAAGGCCAUCCGAAAGAUGCCCACUGCGCCAGAGUCCGACGCAUACAAUCUACUGGAGACAUGGCGCGUUCGAGAGGGCACGGGUACAAACAUUGUUCCGUUAAUGCCACAUAGUUUUCUCGAUGAUUUCAUGGAUCUCCUCGAUGACAAUAACGGGGGCAGCGGCGCCUCGAGCUUGGUCGAAUACUACAUUCAAGACCCCCUUACAGCCUUCGGUGCAGGCCCAUACAGCAAAGAGGAAAGCGCGGAGCUCUGGGACGUAGACGUCAAGCUGGUAGAGAAGCGCUUAAGCUUGCUGUACAACACACUGUGGAAACUUGGCUGGACGUAUAAAUCGAUCCACGGAGGGGACUGGGUCAGAGACGACAAGAUCGAUAACAUCGCAAACGUAACCGCGGACACCCUUACACCACUCCAACCUGUCUACGCAAUCGACAUGCCGUGGAUGAUCAUCUAUUUUGUGUCUGUGGGCAUCAUGCUUCUUGCUGCACUCAGCUCGCUUGCACUACACGCGUUGUGCAUCGCGCCUCCGAUGUUGGGCUAUGUCAGUAGCCUCGUCAGAGACUCUGUGUUCUUCAGCGAGCCUGGCAUACAGGGUAAUAGCACAGAAGGAGGCUCGAGUAAGGCUCGUAGACUCGGUCAGAUGAAGGUCAAGAUCGCCGACGUAUGGUCUGGGGAGAGUGUGGGCAGAGUUGCCUUUGCGCCUGCGGAGGGCAAGGGUGCGAUGCAGAAGGGGAAGUGGUAUGAAUGAACACCCAGAACAAAGAUGCAGCUAUACUUGUCACAAUUCCCGUGGACGUCUCAGCUUGAUGCGACGCAUGCGAAGCUGACGCUUUUGGUAGCCACAACAGCUUGGGCGACUAUCUGCAGUCAAACGUGUGCAAGUGCGUAAGUUAGUCUUGCGUGGUUGCUACUGCUGUUGGUUGGUCCAUGCUCGUUGGCCAUGAAGUCUGAACACAGGCGGCUCCGCAGUGGUUAAUCGUCUGAACUGUAGUAGGGUGAGCCCUGCGAUUCAGGUAAAAAUAGAGUUUAUUGGUUAGCAGACCCUGCAAUUGCUUGCAAACACACACAAGUGGCCUAACUACUCAAUCGUGAGCUUCAAACACACAGGAAACUUUGGGUGUGAACGUUCCGAGAGUCUCUAAUCUUU
Molecule: messenger RNA, 2903 nt
Organism: Boeremia exigua
Lineage: Eukaryota; Fungi; Ascomycota; Dothideomycetes; Pleosporales; Didymellaceae
Exons: 4
Coding region: 309-2504 (731 amino acids)
Source: RefSeq, a predicted model, not a curated record